Paramacrobiotus metropolitanus is the source of this 2100-nucleotide messenger RNA. RefSeq names its product solute carrier family 2, facilitated glucose transporter member 5-like. The coding region runs from base 296 to 1897 and encodes 533 amino acids. Gene Ontology annotation, biological process: monosaccharide transmembrane transport. The record is from RefSeq and is a predicted model, not a curated record. Gene Ontology annotation, molecular function: hexose transmembrane transporter activity. Gene Ontology annotation, cellular component: membrane. NCBI's taxonomy places the organism in Eukaryota, Metazoa, Tardigrada, Eutardigrada, Parachela, Macrobiotidae. The transcript has 2 exons.
ACGUACGUAGCCUAUAGAUGCACAAUUUGUCCACAACAGCUAGUGGCGUGUUCGACACGAACUGGACGUAAUUGCGACUAUAACCAAUUACGUCCAGUUCGCAAGAAGCUGCUGAGUGAUAAGCUUGUGCGUAUAUAAAUGAUCAGUUUAAGACUGUUACCACUGUAAUGCGCCGUUAAGUUAGUGGGUAUUGAUAUUGUAUCUCGAUUAAGCUACUUCUCUACAUAAACUGCAAUUUUAUACAGAGUACGUUAAACAGAUUACUUACUUGGCUUCUUAAUGCAGUAAUUGCAAUAUGGGAAAAGCAGCUAGUACCGGCAGCGUUCGUGACCCUCUCACAGCAACAACUUCCUUUGCCUGCUUAAUUGUGGCGUUCUCCUCGUGGUUCACAGGAGGCUACAGUUCUGCGCAGAUCAACGUUCCACAGAACCUGAUCAUCCAAUGGAUUCGCCAGAUCCAGUGCGCGCGCAUAACGGAUCAUUUGGCACCAGCCGGUGUCAGUCUGAACGGUACCCACACCGAUGUAGUUUUGUGGUGCUCCGUUAUCGCCGAAAACGAAACAUCCUUACACCUGCGCAACAACGGUCGUUUGGGGGCCAUCUGGAGCAUGAUCGGAUGUGGGGUCAUGUUGGGUGUGUCGGUGGGAUUCUUGGUCGCGAAUCAUUUGGUGGAGUGGUUAGGAUUCCGGAAGACGCUUCUGGUGUUUAACGUGCUAGAAAUGAUGGGGAGCAUCGCAGCGGGAUGUGGCGUGACUGCUAGAUCAUACGAGUUGUUUAUCAUUGGCCGAUUCAUCUUUGGAGUGGGAAACGCUUGUGUGGUAGUGUGCGGUGUAUACGUAGCGGAAAUCAGCACGAACAACCAUCGCGGAUCGUUGAAUGUUCUUGCCACAGCAUCGUUCAGUGUCGGAAUAUUGUUGGCGAAUGUCGUUGGACUACCGCAAUUACUUGGCACUCCCGAUAACUGGCAGCAUACGUGUUGGAUCUGCCUCGUACCCAGUCUCAUUUUAAUCGCUGCAUAUCGUUUCCUGCCCGAAAGCCCUCGCUGGCUCUGCAGGAAACAACAGGACACCGGCAAACUGGCAGCCGUACUGCAGCUCCUUCGGGGCCGGCAGAAUGUGGACGCCGACAUCUGCGCAAUACAAGAUGAACUAGAAGCCGCCCAGAAAUUAAGCAGUCAAAAGCUGUCAAUUCCUGACCUGUUUCGCGAUAGGUUUCUGCGGAAAAUCACUGGCAUAUGCUUGCUGGUAAUGGCCGCGCAACGUUUGACCGGCUUUUCGGCGGUGUUUGUCUAUUCCACGGAGAUAUUCCGUCAGUGCGGAAUAACGCAGGCCCUAGCGUCUUACGGAACCAUUAUUCUAACUGCACUGUCCGCCGUGGUGGCCCUGCUUGGUUCACCGUUGCAGGAUAUUUUUGGGCGACGGCCAAUGCUGCUUGGUGGUCUUUUCGGAUGUGCGCUGUGCACUGCGGUCAUGGUGGUUUUCACGGUGUUGACGAAAUAUGCGGCAUGCAAUACGUGUCAGUACGGCAACCUGGUGGCCAUGACCCUCUUCAUGGUGUGCUAUGCGGUGGGACCGGCCAGUGCACCGUUUCUUUUUACGGCGGAAAUGUUCGGCAUGUCCUCCAGGCAAUCAGCUUCCGCGUUGGGCUAUCUCGUCAACGUCUCACUAGCGACGGUGAUUACAGCGGUCUUCCCCGCCAUGCAAGCAUAUUUAAUGGAGUGGACAUUUACGAUCUUCACCGGAAUUACAUUUAUUCUAGCCGUGUUUUUGUCGACGGUGCUUGUAGAAACGAAAGGAAAAUCGUUUCUGGAAAUACAAAGCAUGCUGGAGGAUCGAUUUUGUGCGGGAAGAAAAGCGUCGCUGGAAUCAAUGAUUUCCCAGCGCACUGAUCUUGAAUAACUCUUGCGCCCAGAAAGCUAGUACAAAUGUAGCAACAAGCGCUACCUUCGUAUGAGGAGCUGUUUUUGUUACUAAUAAUUGUUAGUACAAAAUGUAUAAAGAAGUUUGCACAUAACCUACCCCUCGUGAAAAUGAAAGUUACUAAAAACAUCUAGUUACGAAAAGAAGUACAUGUAAAGUUAUUCUAAACUUACAAAAAUGUU